AUGCAGUACUCAUAUAAAUGCUGUUUUUUCUUGCGGUCAUGUUAUGUUUCUUGCGAGCCAAGUCCCAAGGUUGGCUUACAGUUGGGUCCAAACUGCUAUAGACCUGGCUCGGCAUGUCACGACCCGAGGUUCAUAGGUGGUGAUGGGAUUGUGUUCUACUUCCAUGGAAAGAGCAAUGAACAUUUUAGCCUUGUCUCGGACCCUGACUUUCAGAUCAAUGCUAGGUUCACUGGCCACAGACCCGCUGGACGCACUAGAGACUUCACUUGGAUCCAAGCUCUUGGCUUCCUCUUCAACUCUCAUAAGUUUUCCCUCGAGGCCACCAAAGUGGCCACUUGGGACAGCAGCAUCGACCAUCUCAGAUUUUCUUUCAACGGCCAAGAUUUAGUUAUCCCUGAGGAAAUUCUUUCCACGUGGUACUCGCCAGAAAAAGACAUCAAGAUUGAGAGAGCGACAAAGAUGAACAUCGUGACGGUGACAAUCAAAGACAAAGCAGAGAUCAUGGUUAACGUUGUUCCCGUGACUAAAGAAGACGAUAGGAUCCACAGCUACAAAGUACCUUUGGAUAACUGUUUUGCGCAUCUCGAAGUCCAGUUCAGAUUUUUCAACUUAUCACCAAAAGUCGAUGGAAUCUUGGGACGCACUUAUAGGCCUGAUUUCCAAAACGCGGCUAAGCCUGGAGUCGCAAUGCCAGUUGUUGGCGGCGAGGAUAACUUUAGGACAUCUUCUUUGCUCUCUCAUGACUGCAAGAGUUGCAAUUUUACCGGUUUAAGUGGCUCGAUCAAAACGGAGACUGAACACACACUGUUGGAUUGCACUCGUGGGGCGUAUUCCGGAUACGGAUUCAUAUGCAGGAAGUGAUGUUCUAUCCUAACUUCAUUUGGAGAAUAAUUAAAAGCAAGCAAAUGUGUAAUUUCUAAUAUUUAUAUGUUCAUGAAUCAUGAAGAAUAAAACAUUCAAACGUAACCAUUUUAUUUAUUUUUCUCCGUUGAGAAAAUAAUAAUCUAAUCUGAGAAAACAUUACACUUUUGCAGCCCAUCAAAAAAGUUGGAUCAAACUAAGCCUUACCGAAUCGGUAAAAGCCCAUAUAAAUCCCUAUUUUAUUUACAUCAAUUGCCACUCUACCCACAUCCAAGGAUUUUUAACCUUUUUACUUUUUUAACCCAUCUGAAUGAA
This is a messenger RNA of Camelina sativa (false flax), 1176 nucleotides long. The record is from RefSeq and is a predicted model, not a curated record. Lineage: Eukaryota; Viridiplantae; Streptophyta; Magnoliopsida; Brassicales; Brassicaceae.